GCAGCGGUCGGUAAGACAAUGCAGAUCUACAGACAGAGCCAGAUUGUUGCUCGGCAGAUGAUUGCACAGGGGGUGCCAGGUGCUAUUGUGAAUGUCUCCAGCCAGGCAUCUCAGCGUGCUCUGCGGGAUCACGCUGUUUACUGUUCCACAAAAAGUGCUUUGGAUAUGCUGAGCAAGGUAAUGGCAAUGGAACUGGGACCCUACAAGAUUAGGGUGAACACUGUGAACCCCACAGUGGUUAUGACUGACAUGGGGAGAAUUAACUGGAGUGACCCUCAGAAAUCUGCUGCCAUGAUUAAUCGGAUUCCGCUGGGAAAGUUUGCAGAAGUGGAUGACGUGGUGAACAGCAUUCUCUUCCUGCUAAGCGCUAUGACAACUGGCAGCUCGCUGAUGGUUGAUGGGGGAUUUCUCGUCUCCUAAGAUGACACCUACUUUUUACACCUGGCGUUAAUUUUCAUACUAGUACUGCACACAUGUAAACUGGAUAGAAAACAAUGACAGACCCUGGAGAAAGAGGGAUAGGAGGGCUGGGACUUCUAUGAGAAGCGAGGCAGAAAAUUACCUUUAGAAAGCUGCUAUAUAAUAAAGCUCACAUAUGCCGUCA
Molecule: messenger RNA, 604 nt
Organism: Pterocles gutturalis (yellow-throated sandgrouse)
Lineage: Eukaryota; Metazoa; Chordata; Aves; Pterocliformes; Pteroclidae
Gene: DCXR
Product: dicarbonyl/L-xylulose reductase
Exons: 5
Coding region: 19-420 (133 amino acids)
Biological process (GO): glucose metabolic process; xylulose metabolic process
Molecular function (GO): carbonyl reductase (NADPH) activity; L-xylulose reductase (NADPH) activity
Source: RefSeq, a predicted model, not a curated record